AUGUCUGAACCAACUCAAGACGAAAUGGAUGGUAACUAGGCAAUUUCAUUAAUUUUCUCUUCAAUUUAUCUAAGUGAAUUUUUAGGAUUUUGAUUUUUACUUAACAUUUGAAGAAUACCGAGAUGCGUUCGCCCUCUUUGACGAGCAAGGAGACGGUAAAAUAGACUGCAACCAGAUCGGAAAGUUGCUACGCUCGUUAAAUCUUAACCCCGAAGAUGAAGAUAUUCGCAAGAUUGAAAAAGAUGUCGGUAAGUCAUAAGUCCGUUUUACUUAUCAACCUGACUUGGUAUGCGCUUCAACAGUGCUCUUCAAGUACGUAGCACUUCUCAGGAUUAAUAUUUUGGGGAUCUUCAUACUACAUCAACAUUCACUCUUUUUGUAGUAGCGCCAGCGAUGCCGGAUUAAAAUAUGACAAUUGCAAAACUAGUUAAUAAUUUCGUAUAGCCGAUCCAUUUAAUCUCUCUUCUCGUGUAAAGAUAAAUUUUGGUUAGCUAUCUACUGUAGAUCAGACAAAUGGGAAAUAGGUUUGAGCUACUGCGAUUGUACAAGAGACACUCAGACAGAGGCGCAGCCAGGGUUAUUCUAUAUGUUUAUACUGCCUAGUUUCCUUCCUGUGUCAAAGGAUUUAAAGGUCUUUUUAAAUGUUUCAAUCAAGUUAUUUCGCAACAAACUUUCUUAUAUUGUCACGCAAAGAUAUCAGUCGGUAAAAUACGUUUGUGAUCAUAUAUUGGACUGUGAGCGUAAACCGAAAAAUCGUUGAGGCAUUUUUGUAGCCAGCAAAAUGACACAACUAUUCUUUGAAAUGUGGUUUUAAAAUAACAAAUGAAGACAAAAAAGCCAUCAAAUGCACAAUGGGUGUGUUGUUAUUUUGGUAAUAUAUACAUCUGUGGACUUCUACAGAAGAUCAAUCAUUUUGAUUUACUUUUCAGAGUAAGGUUAAAGUUAUCAUAACUUUGCCUAAUUCCUUCACGCUGAUGAGCACCAACGUUCGCUUAAUUGAACAUGUAGUAAAACAAAUGGCCAAAAUAAAAAAAAGAAGGAUUGCUCGCUUAUGUAGCAUGAUGUAGAAGACAAAUAAUUUCAGAGAUUAUGUUUCAUACACGACACAAGAAAAUAAGGUUUUCUGGUAUUAAGUUGUACUGCCCGAAUUUAAAUUAUUAAGACUCUGCCUCCGGGCAUCGAUAGUGCAAAUUAGAAGGAUGAUCAUUAAAACAGCCAUUGUUUAAAACUGGCAGUAAUUUGUUAUGAACUGCUGUAAAAUCUUAUCUUGCACAAUUGAUUGCUUUUGGUAAGGUCUCCUUAAAAAACGUGUCAGUGUUUCUCUUUUGUUGUAGACAUUCAAGCCUCAAAGGAGAGAGCACCUAAAAAUGAGUAAACAACUUUGUAUAGUCUGGCUAUUUUUAAGGAGGCUGCCAGUCGUACCCCUUCAGUAAUUUCAUACUAAUCGCCUUAAUUGAUUUGCGGCGUAAUCUUGAAAUUAUCUCGCAUACAGGGCAAAAUUUAAGCAGGCAGAAUGAUUUCGUACAAAGUAAGCCUUGUACUUUGCUUUAAACAACUGUUAAACUACCUUGUUCUUUUUCCACUGAUGGAAUGUAACCUUUGCCUACUCGUUGGGUUGGAACCGAAAGAAAAUAUAUCUCUGUCAUCAGGAUCAUUUUUGUUGAUGUAGUUUGUUAUGUUUCCACGCAUAUUUGGCGUGUUCGCUUGCAGGGCUAUCGCUCCUGGUUCUUAGUAACAGGAAGAAGGCUCAACGUGAAAAGCGAAACUUCCCGUUUAAAACAUUGCGCCGAGACUCGGUUCUAGGCAAAGUCAUUGACGAUUUUCAUACCUUUAAUGAUUUAAGGCAAACAUAAGAUUCCACGCAAAAAACGUUGACGAAGAUGUAUUUGUACAUAGACUGCAAAACAGUCCGUAUUUUUGCGUAUUCAAGUACGCGCGAGCAGUCAAACAAAUAGGCCUGGAACGAGGCUGAAAACAGAGAGCGAGCCCUAUGGGCGUGUGAGGCUCGCGCGCUUCGUGCGUGUAAGACUCUCGAUUUCUUAACUGAUUUUGGGAAAAAACCGACUGUUUUGCAAUCUUAUUUGUACAUAGAGAAAGUUGAAAAACUGGACUGUGAUCAUUUAGCAUUGAAAGAAGUUUAAGUUCCUUUUCUUUUCAGGAAAUCGGCGCGUUUCGUUUGAAGAGUUCCUGCCUAUCUUUAUGAAGGAGAAAAAGAACAACAGAGAAGUGUCUGUACAGGAGUUUAUAGACACUCUGAACGUGUUCGAUAAGGACGGCGCCGGCAAAGUAUCAUCCGGGGAACUUCGUCACGUGCUAACGGCAUUGGGUAAGUACGUGCCGUAUUUAUUCGAUUAAACGCCGCAGCGUUUUUAUUAAAUUUCUAACGUUUCCAAUGCGGCGUUUAUUCAAGGGCGGCUUUUAUUUCGAAAUCACUUUUUUUUUAAAUCACUGACAACAGUUAUUGUAAAUCGUUUGUAAAUAUUAUGUAAUUUAAAGGUUCCAAUGUCUCUCUUAUUUUGCUGAGAUAGAAUCGUAAAUGUCUGGAUGGUGUAAAUUACCAAGUUGUACUAAGGUUUUUUUAUUAACCUCGAGUAAACGCCGCAUUCGUCUGAUUAGGUGCGGCGUUUAUUCGUGGUAAUUUUGCUUCCGUCUACUGCGUUUGAUCAAGGGUGGCGUUUAUUCGAGGGCGGCGUCUAAUCGAAAGGAUACGGUCUGGCGACAAGAUAUGGGCCUUUUAAUGUAAACAAGGCGCUCCCAUAACCACUUAUGGUGUAUAUUUGUGUUGAAAUUUUAUUUUGGUCUAAAUGUUUCAAACUUAUUAUUGGACAUUGCCUGAAGACAGACGAGAAAGAAAAACCAAACACAAACUUAGGCUUUGCCGUGUGCACAGAGCCUUCCUUCUUUCAGUUUAGCUAAAAAUUGUUCGGGAAUAUUUCCCGGCGCUGGUUUACGAUCAAGGACUGUAUCUUUCUAUUCCACUAAAUGCUUUUAUUCUCUCUCAAGUUGAGUUCAAUGUUACACUCUCAAUGUCUAUCCCAUUCUAAACUAGAGCUCUAAAUACAUGAAUGACUUAUACUUUGACAAAAGAGAAAUGCAAUAAUGCUGCGGUUAAUUCUUGGCUCCCUGAACCCUAUUGUAAUGCCUAGCUUUCAAUCUUUACGAGGCGGCAGUAACUAAGGGUCCCAGUCCCCAGGGGUAGUAGAGUCCCGUUUGCCACUUUUUACUCGAGAAUGAAACCGGAACGAGUUAACUUUCGCAAAGACCUCUGGGACUGUUCCUAAAUAAGCAAAUAGUGUCCCCGGUAACGAUCCCAUAAGCAAUUGCGGUGUUGCAGUCCCCCCUCCCCCAAACCGUUUCUAAAGUGGCCAAUUAGAUUCUUGUGGACAAAUGACUGAAAUGACGACCUAAGACCAACCUAGUUCACAUCGCUUUUUACUGGAAAAAGCCCUUGGGGUUUCACAACAGUUUUAUUGUUCACAGUUUGAUAAAACUAUUUUACUACAAAAACUUUUAAGUGUUUGAAACUGAUACUUUUGGCACCAAUAGGCCACUUGCACGAUGACGACAUUUUACUACUACGACCAAAAUGCUUCAAGGUUUUGCUUUCUUGUGCAAAUUGUGGCUUUGUUAUUUAAUCCUUGCUGGGAUUACCAAAUUUAAAAAUGGAAGGGAAAACGUAAAGGAUUCUGGUCGUAGUAGUAAAAUGGCACCAUCCUGCAAAUGCCCUACUGUGAAUAUAACCUUCACGGGCGUGAAGUGCUUUUUACCGAACGUAAUGAAUAAAAUCCCCAGUAGCAAUCCCAGAUGUAGAAACAAUUGCGAGAGACAUUUCGGCUCCAGUUCCCUUUUCUUGUUUCUAAAGUGGGGAAUGCCUAAUAACACAAUACAAAAAAUGCCUCAGACGUUCGACCGCGCUGAACCUGUGUAUGACUGAAACUAAGACUUGGACAUCUCACAGGGGACCCAAGUAGUAAGUACAGUAGUGAACAGACCAAUUUGAGCACUGAAGCAAACGUACCAACUCCGCUGUAUGGCCAGUACCUUACGCAUGCGCGCAACCAUAUCACCCUGGUAGUGGCAGCCAUGGACGCAUUCCGUGGGAGAACUGUUUUACGGUUCUCAACCAACACCUAACACUUGUCUACGGUGGAGCUGGCGCUUAAAGGAAUGCUUUGCACUCGCCUCGGCAGUAAAAGGCCUCUGAGAAAGGCGCGCUUUGUCCUUACAGAGGUCCGAUGGCUUUGCCAUACAUAUGAGUUGCCAUGUGUACUUCAGUGCUUAACCCCCGCCAUUGUACCACAUUCUUUUUUUGUUCUUGUAGGCAACAAGCUUAGAGGUCGCGAAGUCGAUGAGUUGUUCAGUGACGUCGGGGAGUAUCACGGAUUUAUUCACACAGCAGGUAUUUGCCUAGUUUCAGGGUACGAGUAAGUUUUCCGAGGCGCUCUGGCGGCGGGGUGGGAAAAGGAAGGAGAACCUUCAACAACGUCUCUGGAAUUUGAAUUCCGCCUCCAAUUCCCUUGUGGCUCCCCGUCGACGGAGCUCUCAGAUUUCCGCCAAUCAGCGCGAAGUGGAAACGGGCGCGAACAAAAAUUAAUAAUAAUAAUAAUAAUAAUAACGGUUUAAUAUCAGUACAUCCAUGGUACGGCUCUUCGCCUGAUAUAAGAGUGAAAUAAGGAAAUUUAAAAAAAAUACAAAAAUCUGAAUUAUGAAUUUGUAAAAAGCUAGGUAUUAUACAGUAAAAUGUAAUUAUACAAUAUACACAUUAUUAAAAACUAGGCAAGAAAUUAUUCCGCUCUAUUUCGGCAGCGCUCCCUUAAAAUACAUAAUGUUUGCUUACUGAAGGAUUUAAAAUUAUAACAGCAUUUAACGUUGGAUGGCAGAGAAUUGAAGAGGGCUGCCGCGCUAUACUGAAGUGUCCGAGGCAUUGGGAAUAACUAGAUUUAUGGUACUUGAUGACCGUAAAUUUCUAGCAUGCCUUACUUGCUCAAGCGGAGGGUUUCUGGGCCAAUCAUGAGAGUAUAUAGCUUUGUGCGCGGCCUUUAGAACGUGCUAUUCUCUACGUUCUUUCAUAGGCAACCAGCCUAACUUAAGAAUAGAGUCAACUUUGUUCACAUAGCGUCCAAAAACAAAACUGGCUGCCGCAAACUGGAUGUGCUGUAACCUUUUUAAAAGGCAAUCGGUAAAAAUUGAAAAACACGUGAAAGCACGCGCCAAGGGUAAUGGCGUCAUUACUAAUUUCAUCUCAGCCAUCAGCAUUGCGUACUCCUGCCAACAGAUAGCAAAACAGAUAGCAGACCAGCAAACAGAAGUCCCAGUGACAGCUUAUAAUGUUAACCGUUUUACUUUUCUUUUUAUCCCCAGAUUUCGUGAAAAUGGUCAUGUCCAACCCAUAGCCAAGAAAGGAGACUCGUGUAUAAUGGCAGAUAUAUCAUUUUUUAAAAUACGGCAUUUACUCAAAACAGCGCCCUUGACUCUAACGCCUCGUC
Molecule: messenger RNA, 5486 nt
Organism: Porites lobata
Lineage: Eukaryota; Metazoa; Cnidaria; Anthozoa; Scleractinia; Poritidae
Source: the annotation of a GenBank genome assembly